ACCGCCCCGCUUCCUUUAAAAUGGUCCAAGGGGGGGUGAGUAUCCAUCAGAAUUUGGUCCUCGGACUGCGCCACUCCAGACCAGCCGCCCAGGAAGGGACAAACAGAGAGGAGAACCAGAAGAUGGGGCAAGUGGUCUACCUUGGACUCUGCCUGUUGGGCUGCCUGAUCCUUAACCCUUUGGCGGAAGGUGCCGCCAAUCGCAACCAGAGCGCUCGCGCUCACUGCCCUUCAGGAGCCAUCUUCUACAGAAAGUACUGCUACCAGUAUUUUAGCUCCAGCCUCUCAUGGAAUGAUGCCGAGAUCAGCUGCCAGAGGAGACAGGGGUCCCAGCUGGCCUCCAUUCUUUCUGCAAGGGAAGCAAAUGUGGUUUACAGUUACCUGCGACAAUAUGGCUCCAGCAACGUCUGGAUCGGCCUGGUAGCUGACCGUGGUACUUCGAAUAUGAUCUGGGAAUGGAGCGAUGGAUCUGUCUUCUCUCAACCCCUCUGGGACGGCCGGAGCAUCAGCCACUCAAUCUCUUCAUACGAAUGUGUCUCUCUUUCUUAUUCAGGUUCCCAGAAAUGGAUCCAGCGUUCCUGUAUGACUUCCUUGCCAUUCCUUUGCAAAUACAAGGCCACCUAUUAGGCCUGAAACCCUGGGCCUGAGAGAAACACCCAAAGACCUCCAGCUUCCCAACAGGUCCAAGGCCAGCCCGCUUUCAUAACUACUCUGUCCACCUGCAGGAAAUCUAUUCCCUCCCCUCCUCUAUUGGCCUGGAGCAGAAAAAACAAGAGGGGCUUCCCCAAGUAAAUCCAGUUUGGACUCUUGAUUCCACUAAGACCUAGCCAAAUCCAGAGCCUGAGGCUGUGAGCAACAGUACAUCCCCCCCAACUGGGAAGUUUGCCCCAUGAGAUGUGAAACCUGUCUCCCUUUUCUGCAAAGAGAUGAGAUGCUUUUGUGGACUGGUUAGCUGAGUAAACAAAGCUUUCCUUGUGCUUUGCAAAGUGAUGGGGCCAAAUUUGGAACCCCCUUUCCCAGACCACAUCAUGGAAAUGCAAACCUUUGCAAGCUGUCUGCUCUUUCUCUCUCUGGCCAGCUCCCAUCUUCCUCCGUAGUGACAAUAAACCUCCUUCUGUGCAUGCAA
Molecule: messenger RNA, 1125 nt
Organism: Podarcis muralis (Common wall lizard)
Lineage: Eukaryota; Metazoa; Chordata; Lepidosauria; Squamata; Lacertidae
Source: RefSeq, a predicted model, not a curated record